Messenger RNA from Humulus lupulus (European hop), 705 nucleotides. RefSeq lists its product as uncharacterized. The transcript has 2 exons. Bases 1 to 705 code for a protein of 234 amino acids. Lineage: Eukaryota; Viridiplantae; Streptophyta; Magnoliopsida; Rosales; Cannabaceae. The record is from RefSeq and is a predicted model, not a curated record.
AUGGCGGAUUAUGAGACUGUUGCCUUGAUAGAGGAGUGUAGUGCUAUUCUACAAAGGAUGCUCCCCCAAAAACUGAGAGAUCCAGGAAGCUUCACUAUUCCUUACACUAUCAGGAGUUUUGAAUGCAAGCAUGUUAGGCUCGGUCUUAGUGAAGCAAAGCCUACUAUUGUUACUCUUCAACUCGCAAAUCAAUCAAUCAUGCAUACAAGGGGUAUUAUUGAAGAUGUGCUAGUCAAGGUAGACAAGUUUAUUUUCCCAGCAGAUUUCAUUUUUCUAGAUAUGGAAGAGGAUUCUAAUGUCCCCAUUAAUCUUUCGAGACCAUUCUUGGCUACCGGGCAGGCUCUAAUUGAUAUGCAAAAGGGUGAGUUGAGAUUGAAAGUUCAAGGGGAUAAGGUGGUUUUUAAUGUAUUCAAGGCAAUGUCUUAUCCAAGAGUGAGUGACAGUUGUUAUAGCAUUGAUGCGAUUGAUAAUGCAGUUUCGGAAAGAAGGUGGAACAGCAAUGCCUUAGAGGUGGUUUUGUUAGGUGGUGAGGAAGAUAAUGAUGAUGUCGAAAUGAUGGAAUAUGUCAAGUGGAUAAAUUCUUACCAACCAUUCAAAAAGAAGUUCGAAGAGUUAGAACAAGGGCCAGAAAGACCAUUGCCAUCCAUUGAGCAGCCACCAAAGUUGGAAUUGAAGUCUCUAUCGGAUCAUUUAUGUUAUUCUUAG